This is a messenger RNA of Parastagonospora nodorum SN15, 603 nucleotides long. RefSeq lists its product as hypothetical. The record is from RefSeq and is a predicted model, not a curated record. The transcript has a single exon. NCBI's taxonomy places the organism in Eukaryota, Fungi, Ascomycota, Dothideomycetes, Pleosporales, Phaeosphaeriaceae. The coding region runs from base 1 to 603 and encodes 200 amino acids.
AUGCUCCAUCACCACCGCGCCUCCCAGCACACCACCCUAUCCUCCACGACACCAUCAACAACCACAUCCGCAUCCAGCCGCUCCCCCGUCUCAAUAACCUACCCAAUCGACUCCACUCGCAAAGUAACCAUGCAACUCGACUUCCUCGACGCUGUGCACUACACCCUCGCCGAAUGCCAAACCUGGCUCCGCGACCGCCAACUUUCCCUCGAGCGCACAGAAACCCACGCCCUCGAGCGCCGCUGGGCCAAAUCCCGCGCCCACCGCCUGCUCCUCGGCCGCUGCACCAUCGCCGGCGCGCCCAUCGACGACGCCAUCCUCUACUGCUUACGGCGGUCGAAUGCGCAUUUCAAAAACAACCCGUACGGCCUGUCGUCGGCGCCGUAUUGGGCGAUUGCGGUCAGCAUGUUGUUGUGGAGUCUUACGAAUUUGGUGAAUGGGUUUCUGGACGGGUUUGAGGUGUAUGCGAAGUAUCCGAAGGCGAAGUGUUUGACGGGGUUUAUGAGUGCGUUGCCCGGAGUGUGGAUGUUUAUCUUGUUUUUGAAACCGGCGUUGAUUGCGAAUGUCAAGGACCAGUAUGCGGCUAUGGGGCAUAUUAUUUGA